This is a messenger RNA of Mycotypha africana, 981 nucleotides long. RefSeq lists its product as uncharacterized. Gene Ontology annotation, biological process: positive regulation of transcription by RNA polymerase II. The coding region runs from base 150 to 824 and encodes 224 amino acids. The record is from RefSeq and is a predicted model, not a curated record. Gene Ontology annotation, molecular function: protein dimerization activity; DNA-binding transcription factor activity. Gene Ontology annotation, cellular component: RNA polymerase II transcription regulator complex. The transcript is spliced from 3 exons. Lineage: Eukaryota; Fungi; Mucoromycota; Mucoromycetes; Mucorales; Mycotyphaceae.
UAAAAAAGAAAAUAGAUAACAAAACAAAAAAAAUAAAAUAAAGCACGUGCAUUUAUUAGGAAAACUGUUUAAAAAGACAACUUAGCUCUUUCUUUUCUUCCCCACUUCUUUAACAUUUCAGCGCUUAUUAGAUAUCUUCUAUUACGAAAAUGGUUCCAUCAAGGAAUGAGCUAUUUAACCCUUCUUCUAUAUCAGCAAUGGAUGCAGACAUUUCGGAAAAGCGUACUUUUCCGCAUAGUUCACAUUUCAAUCACAGUUCAGGCAGCUCAGAACAUAGCUCUCCUUCUCCUACCUUCAGUAAACCACAGUCUCCUGCUUUCGAUUUACAGAGACCCACCAUUAGCUUGCUUCAACAGCACUGUUCGAUUAAUCGACGAGAGUCUCUUCCUUCUAUCUCAUAUAUCACUCAACCUCUGAUCAGUCAGAAAAACAACGGUCGUCGGCAUUCAAUUGCCAGUCGCGAGAUUUCCGUAUCCUUUUUCUCGUCAACGUUAACAGACAACAGGCUGUCGCUGCAGAAUAAAAGCGACUGUAGGCUUCAUUAUGGAAGUACCAACGGAUCCAGUGUCUAUACGCGUUCACCGGAAUUGAAAAUCAGUCAUAAAUUAGCAGAAAGAAAGAGGCGUAAAGAGAUGAAGAACCUCUUCGAUGACUUGAGAGAUGCAUUAUUCAUUGAUAAGAAUAUAAAAGUGAGUAAGUGGGAAAUACUCAGUAGAGCGGUUAAACAUAUUGAUCAUUUAAAGAAAAGGGAAGCGCAGCAUUUGGUUGAAAAAGAGCAAAUGCAGAAAGAAAUCAAAGAAAUGAAGCAUGUUUAUCACCAAUGAUUAUUUCCGAUAACAGUACUUCCGACGACUUUUCUCACAACAUUUACUUAUAUAUAUCCACAGCUCUGAAAAGAAAUGCGUCUCUAUACCCGCCUUAUCAUCUUUACUUUUCUACAAUAUUGCAUACUUUGUGAAGCUCAAGAAAACGAAAACACUG